AUGGACCUGUCUGUGUGGAAUACCUUCUCCCCUGGCCAAACUGGUCAAACACCGGGCAAGUCUCCCUAUUAUCAUGAUCAUCUUCAACUGCAUCCGUCUCAAAAUCAACCAAAUCAGUCUAAUCAACCUAAUCAACCCCUGCAUGAAUCAUCUUCCACUCACCAUUCAACCCCUUCAGCUCAUCCAUUUCAACAGACUCCUUUACAACCUCAUCUCACUACUUCAACAACUCCCGGUUCUAACUUUACCGAUACUGAACAAAUGUUUCUUCACCAAUUAGAACAAAAUUUGUAUGAGGCUGCAGCCGUACAUCAUCAUCACCAUCAUCAUCAUCAUCAUCAACUUCCUUCUAAUUCACAUUCUACUGAUACUACUCCUAAUUCUCAUGGCGGUGGAGAUACUCAAUCAACAUCUACAAAUCAUUCAUCAUCUCAAUCUCAUUUACAAUCAGGUGUUGUGGGGGCAGCCGCAGGUAUCCCACCUCCACCUCCAUCUCAAUAUGAAUUUGGCAUUGAAAAUAUUAAUUUCAUAAUACCGGAAGAUUUAAAUUUUGAUACUGAUCCAAAUCAUGAAUCUUCAGCUUUCCCUCCAUCUCAUUUACCUCCUACUCAAACUCCUAGUUUGUUAGCUGCCAAUAAAUCUGGUUCAGGUCCAACUUCUGUACCUUCAUCAACCAAAAAUACUAAUACCACCUCCAAAAAUGCUACAAAUUCAUCAACAAACCCAUCAUCUACUAAUUCUAAUCCUUCUUCAUCUUCAGGUAUAAAAGAUGAGAAAAUGUUUGCAUCUCCUAUUUUACCAGGUCAAAAUGAAAAAUCAUAUAAUAAUCAGCAUUAUUAUCAUAAACAAAAAUUGAAUGAACAUCAAGGUUCUGGUGGUGCAGCACCUCAACAACAUGUAAGACCGGAUGCUGUAUUUACACCAUUAGUUUCACCAGCUGUAACUCCCUUGGAUUCUCAAAUUAAAAGUGGAGUUGCUACUGGAUCUGGUUCAUCUUAUGGUCAUCAACCUCCUGUAUCAAUAGCAUUUGAACCAUUAACAUCACCUGCUUUAAAUGCUCAACCAUCAGGUAUUCAUCCUAAUGCAAGUAAUAAUAGUAGUAAUAGCAAUAGAGAUCGUGAUGAUAGAAGAAGAUCAUCUUCUAGUGUAUUUGGUCCAGUAGAUGAAACUCCAGCAACAAUGACAACUACUCAUUAUAAAAGAAGAACUCCUCAUGGAACUCCAAUAUUACUGGGGAAUUCUUCAACAGCGACUAAAUAUUCUCCUUCAAUUAAGGGAAAGAAUGGAGUAUUUCGUAAUACUUCAGGAGCAUUUGAAAAUUUACCUGAACUGAGUUUAGAAACAGGUGAAAUGUUACCUCCUUCAUCAGUUAAGAGAAUGGACUUUCAAGGUAAUAACAGUAAUAAUAGUAAUAAUAAUAACAGUAAUAAUAAUAAUAAUGGUAAUAGUGCCAAUGGCAGUGCUACUGGAACACCAUUAAUGGGAUUCACUAUGGGAAUAUUAGCUGAACAUUCUCAACAUGAAGAUGAAGGUAGUGAUUUAAUGAGUCAUAUUGAUAGUGGUAAUAAUGGUGAUGACAGUAAUGUAGAUAUGGAAUCUGUCAAUAUACCUUCUAAAUCACUUUCAAGAAAAUCCUCUACCAGAUCAAGAAAGUCAUCAUAUUCCAAAUCUAUUGGAAGAUCAGGUGGAUCAAGUUCAGAAACAUCACCUAAUUUAAAGCCUGAAAAUUCAUCAGGUAAAAAAAGUGGAGAAAAGCCUGCCACUAAAAAGGCAUCUCAUAAGUUGGCAGAACAGGGUAGAAGAAAUAGAAUGAAUAUGGCAGUUCAUGAAUUAGGAAAUUUAAUUCCUCAAACUUAUCAUGAUGAAGUAACCAUUCCUUCUAAAGCCACUACAGUCGAAUUGGCUUCUAAAUAUAUUCGAGCAUUAUUGACUGAAAUUGAUGAGAUGAAAAGAAAAUGA
Scheffersomyces amazonensis is the source of this 1959-nucleotide messenger RNA. RefSeq names its product phosphate-sensing transcription factor (gene PHO4). The record is from RefSeq and is a predicted model, not a curated record. Gene Ontology annotation, molecular function: protein dimerization activity. The coding region runs from base 1 to 1959 and encodes 652 amino acids. Lineage: Eukaryota; Fungi; Ascomycota; Pichiomycetes; Serinales; Debaryomycetaceae. The transcript has a single exon.